AUGAUAAUUCAUUUGGCGAGGAAAAAGCUUGAUUUUGGGAAACAGCGGGACUGGCAAAAUACGAUAAACAAUAGGACGCCGGGAAACAUGCCGACUAUGGAAGAAUUUUUAAAAUUUCUUACGGAUCGCUGUAAUACACUUCGGGUUUUAAAUCAAGGAAAAACGAAACAACCUACUUCUAAAACAACUAGCCAAAAGAAACCGGAUAAGAAGAUCUUUUUAACCUCGUCGGAAUGCAAGUUUUGCAAAGGAAGUCAUUCUAUCUAUAGAUGCGAAAAACUGCAGAAGAUAAACCCGGAAAUCCGGAAAAAGGAAAUCAUUAGUAAACAUUUAUGUCUUAAUUGUCUAGAAUCAGGACAUUAUGCCAAAGAGUGCAAGGCGUCAUCGUGCAAGAAAUGUUCAAAACGUCACAACACUUUGCUGCAUAGGGAUACAGAAUCACAAGUGCAAGACGCAAAUGCAUCAAACGCUACAGCGAUCGUCACGUAUUGUAAACGAGAACGAUAUAUGGAAAAUACGCAAUCCUUGACGAGCAUCGAUCAGAAUGAGAGAUUGGUGAACAGGAACGGCAUCGAGCGUCAUAUUAUCUACAGCAAAAAUGAACGCGUAUAA
Molecule: messenger RNA, 612 nt
Organism: Formica exsecta
Lineage: Eukaryota; Metazoa; Arthropoda; Insecta; Hymenoptera; Formicidae
Exons: 1
Coding region: 1-612 (203 amino acids)
Molecular function (GO): zinc ion binding; nucleic acid binding
Source: RefSeq, a predicted model, not a curated record